Labeo rohita (rohu) is the source of this 3247-nucleotide messenger RNA. It is a transcript of the gene slc39a3, whose product is annotated as solute carrier family 39 member 3. The record is from RefSeq and is a predicted model, not a curated record. Gene Ontology annotation, molecular function: zinc ion transmembrane transporter activity. Bases 372 to 1316 code for a protein of 314 amino acids. Lineage: Eukaryota; Metazoa; Chordata; Actinopteri; Cypriniformes; Cyprinidae. The transcript is spliced from 4 exons. Gene Ontology annotation, biological process: zinc ion transmembrane transport. Gene Ontology annotation, cellular component: plasma membrane.
AGGCAACUGAGUCGUUCACCGAAAUGAAUCAGAUUCGGACACGGUGACUCACCGUCAGUUUCCCGAAACCAGGAAAAGAAGUGGAGCGAAUACUGGAACUAACCUCAGCAGAAAGCCACUGUUAAAGCUCGGAUGUUCAUCUGAUAUAUUCAACACGAACAAAACACUGUUUUUCUAGAACAUAAGCUCGUUACUGUGGUAGUUUGUGUGCGGAUAACGCUCUCGGUUAGUUUAGUUGAAGCGCGUUUGUUUGUUUGUUUGUUUGUUUGCACAUGAGCAGAAGUUUACACUAGAAGAGAUUCAGCAGCACAGAAGUCGGAUCAUCUGCUUUAGUGUGUGUUUUGGUGUGAUGUACAGCAGGUGAGGUCCUGAUGGAUUCAGACUGGAUCUCCUCAGAUGUGUCUGCUGGGUUUGACAUCAGGCUCCUCACACUGGUGCUGAUGCUGUGCUUCAGUCUGCUGUGUGGAUUCAGUCCUGUGUGUGUCAUGAGACGAGCCGCUCGCUUCAGCUCAGAUCCAGGCUCUCGCCACAGGGUUUUGAGUUUGGCGUCGUGUUUGGCCUGUGGGGUUUUUCUGGCCUCCUGUUUGCUGGAGCUUCUGCCGGACUAUCUGAACCGCAUGAGAGACACAUUCAGUCAUCUGCACGUCACUCUCCACUUCCCGUUAUCCGAGUUCAUCCUGGCCAUGGGUUUCCUGGUGGUGUUUGUGGUGGAGCAGAUGCUGCUGGCGUUCAGAGAGCAGACGUGUGACGCGUCUCAAGAGAAGCAGGCGCUGAUGGACUGUCAUGACAGAGACGCCGCUCCCCAUCGUUCCAGAAGGAGCGUCUCCUGGUCGGACGGCCCGUGCGCGGUGGACGACGGCCGCUCUCACGUGGGUCUGCGCGUGUUCCUGCUGCUCUUCUGUCUGUGUGUGCGUGCGUUCCUGGAGGGUCUGAGCGUGGGCUCUCAGCGUGAGCGUCUGCUGGAGUCGUGUGUGACGCUGCUGUUCUAUAAGGGCGUCGUGGCCUUCAGUCUGGCCGUGCGUCUGACCCAUCACGCUCUCCGGCGGACGCUGGUGGCCGGCGCUCUGCUGCUGUUCUCGGUCGCGUGUCCGGCCGGGAUCGGGAUGGGUCUGGCGCUGGACGGGGCGACGGCCGGUCCGCAGGUGCAGCUGGUGCGCUGCGCCGUGGAGGGUCUGACGGCCGGGAUCUUCGUCAACGUGUGCGUGCUGGGAUCCGUGUGGCAGGAAUUGGGCCCUCCGAAGCAUCGCAUCCAUAAAGUGGCUUUCCUCCUCACCGGCUUCGCUCUGGUUACUGCCAUCCUGUUUACUAAAGUCUGAACUCACUCAGAGUCGUCAUACGCCUCGCUGAUCUGAGUUUUUGAGCCAAAAUUAUCCACAAAUAAUUUUCACGCAAAAUCACUCAAAGUUCAUGAGCUCAGAUCAAUGACGCCUACAGUAAAUCAGCUCCAAAAAUAAAUACACAACCUGUGCUGAUUGAAAGAAAACAAGCUGACAGAAAGAUUGAAUCCAGGAUUUGGUGAUAAUUCAGCGUAAUGAGAGAUUUACAGGCCGUUUUUAAAAGGUUGCUCAUUUUUGAGCAGGAACAACCAAGGAUUUUCAGCACAGCACGAGAAUUAAAACCAAGUAAAGAAAAUUUCAGAAAUAAUUUAAAGACAUAAUAUAAUAUGUGCUGUAAAUGUAAAUGUCUGUGGAGAAAACAGCUGAAUUAACAACACUUUAGAGUUUAAAUAACACAACUUCCAACAGAUCUACAUUAUGUUUUACUAUGGGUAUAUAUAUAUAUAUAUAUAUGAUUAAUCAUGAUUAUUCGCAUGCAAAAUAAAAGUUUAUCUUUACAUAAAAUAUGUGUGUAUAUCAUCAUUAUCAUGUAUAUGUAAAUACACACAGAUGCAUGCAUUUAAGAAAAAUAUAUUUAUAUAGAAAAUAUUUAUAUGUUCAUAUAAUACAAAUAUAUGUAAAUACACAUAUGUAUACAUAUAAAUAAUUUUAAAUUAUAUACAUGCACAUACAUGUGUAUUUAAAUAUACAUAAUUAAUAUACACUGCACAUAUUUUAUGAAAACACUUUUAUUUUGCAUGCAAUUAAUUGCGAUUAAUCGUUUGACAGCCCUUACAUAUAUAUAUAUAUAUAUAUAUAUAUAUAUAUACAACUGUUAUUACAUCUUCUGAUCACACUUCAAAAAUAAAAAAUAUCGUCCUCAGUAUUUUUUUAUUUUCCAGUUCAAAUGUCCAAAUUUUCUUAAAGCAAAAUAACGUAAUGUAAUGUAAUGUAAUUUCUUUUCUGAGAAACUGAUUAAAAUGAAGAGAGUUUAUGAUUAAAACAAGAACAAAUAUCUGUCAAUGGAGUCAGAAAAAUCAACUUAACUCAAAGUGAAAACUAGUUUUCAUUCUCCACUGAAAGAUAUUUGUUCUUGUUUCAAACAAAAACUCACUUUUGUUCAAUUUCUCUACAAACAAAACAAAACUUUAUUUUGCAUUUCAGGUGAAUGUAUCCUGAUUUAAGAAUGCUUAAAGAAAUUUGUACUGGAAAACAAGACAAAAAUACUGAUGAAAUACUCACCAUUUUUUGGACUUUAUGGAAUUUAAGACAUUUUAAGGUGUUGAUUUGUGGAAGGAAGAAUGAAGGCUCUUUAAGAGCCACAUAAAGCCUGUAUUAGAUUGAAGUGCAGGACAUACAGCUGAUCCUGGAUCAGCACUGGAUUGACCAAUCACAGCACAGCACAGCUGCUUCAUGAUGUCAGAUCAUGCAAACAUGAACGUUUCUGUUACAGUCAUGUUUCUGCAUGGUUUCAGUUUGCUUAACUAUGUUUUCAUUUUCAUAUUAAUCAUGAAACAUAUCUGCUGUGUAAACGGGUCAGUUAAUCAAUCAUUCAGUCACUUUCACUGCUGUUUUUCUUGUUUGCUUUGAAUUAUGAAAAAUAAUCAGAAAGCAUACUAACAGACAGGUUUAUUUCCUAUGGAGACAUCAUGAGGAGAAUAUAAACUACUAGCAAUGUUUGACAUUUUCUGCUGUUUUAGUUUAAAUAUCCUGCAUUUUAUAUUAAUAUGUAUUAGAUCAAGUAUUACAGUAUUGGACAUGUGGGAUCAGGCUACAGUUAUAAACUGCAUUGAUUGUGUAUUCAUGUGUGAGACAUUUAUAUGAUCCUGCAGCAAACUGACACACACAUCUGUAUUAUCAGAGAAUCAUCUGUCAUAAGAACUAAAGUGUUUACGACAGUAUUUGAUCACAAUAAACAUCUGAUGACAUUA